Molecule: messenger RNA, 2782 nt
Organism: Notothenia coriiceps (black rockcod)
Lineage: Eukaryota; Metazoa; Chordata; Actinopteri; Perciformes; Nototheniidae
Product: liprin-beta-1-like
Exons: 20
Coding region: 49-2133 (694 amino acids)
Biological process (GO): neuromuscular junction development
Cellular component (GO): presynaptic active zone
Molecular function (GO): protein binding
Source: RefSeq, a predicted model, not a curated record
UGUACCAGGAAGUAACGGACUUGCGGUUCAGGGUGACUGACAUAGAGAAUGACAGACUGCAGUGUGAGAAGAAACUCAAAGCUACCAAAAUGCUCUAAACCUGCCUCUUCUCCUCCACUGCUGCACACUGCUUUCCUGACUUUCACCACACUCGCUGAGGAGCUGCUGCUGCUGCAGACACAGCUGGAGGAGCGAGAGGUGGAGCUGAGGAGGCUGAAGGAGGAGAGCAGGCUGAGGAUGGAGAGCCACAACAGAGCGGAGGGAGGAGAGGGAGACACUGAAGUGUUGAACAUGAAGAGGGUGUUGGGGUCACUGGCGUCGGCCAACGAUGUGAAGGAACGAAGGAUAAAGGAGCUGGAGGAGUCCCUCACAAAGAGCCAGAAAGUGCAGGAGCUGAUCAUAGAGACACUGAAGGACGAUGACUACGACGAUAUCGCAGAUGAUCCCUCGGCCUCUGUUUCCAUGGAGGUGGAUCAGGACUCGCUGGCGUUGGGAGGGGAGGCAGGAAGAAGCUCUGGAGAGUCCAUCCCUUGUAUAGCAGUUCUGUCUGAGAUGAAUGAUCUGGACAGAGAGCGACAGCUACAGGCGGCCCACAGUUCCUCAGACAUCCCACAGCCGGACAGCUCGGCCUUCAGCAGCGAGCAGGCCAAAAACAAAGCACCCCUGGGUUCCUCGUCUCCCAUCAGAGCCGGAGACGAGACCUUCGGCUCGAAGAAGGCCCGCUCCUCUUUCGGCCGCGGCUUCUUCAAACUGCGAGGAGGCAAACAGACCGCCAGCUCUCCAAACCUGGCUGAGACGGAACGUAAAGGCACGGAUCAUCUGGACCUGGCCGGUGCUCCUCCUAAAAAACCUCUGGAUGCUCUUCCCUGCUCACCUGAAGCCAAGAAGAAGUCCAAGGGCUUCAUGAAGUUCUUCGGCAGACUAAAGCGCAGUCACUCUACGUCCUUCAACCUGGAUGAUACAGAGACGGAGUUCAGGAGGGGGGGGGUCCGAGCCACCGCCGGCCCGAGGCUGGGCUGGUCCCGCGAGUCCAAACACAGUGCUGUGGACGUCCCCUUCUCCCGCUGGAGCAGAGAGGACGUGUGUGCCUGGCUCCAUGAGCAGGGCCUCGGGCUGUAUGUGGCCCCGGGGCAGAGCUGGAUCAAAUCAGGACAGACACUACUACGGGCUUCACAGCACGACCUGGAGAAGGAGCUGUGCAUGAAGCAGCCUCUCCACAGGAAGAAGCUGCAGCUGGCUCUGCAGGCUCUGGCCUCCGAGGAGGACUACCGCAAAUGCAGACUGGACUACAACUGGGUGACCAGGUGGCUGGACGACAUCGGCCUCCCGCAGUACAAAAGUCACUUUGAUGAGGCUCGUGUUGACGGCUGCAUGCUGCACUACAUGACAGUGGAGGACUUGCUGUCUCUGAAGGUGGGCAGUGUCCUCCAUCACCUCAGCAUCAAGAGGGCCAUCCAGGUCCUCCGCCUCAACGGCUACGCCCCCAACUGUCUGAGGAGACGGCCCUCUGAUGAGAACAACAUGACGCCAGCAGAGAUCUCCCAGUGGACCAACCACAGGGUGAUGGAGUGGCUGCGCUCCGUGGAUCUGGCCGAAUACGCCCCGAAUCUGAGGGGCAGCGGUGUUCACGGAGGACUGAUGGUGUUGGAGCCGCGCUUCAACGUGGAGGCGCUCGCCCUGCUGCUCAACAUCCCCUCCAACAAAACCCUGCUGAGACGCCACCUGGCCACUCACUUCCACCUGCUCAUCGGCUCCGAGGCGCAGAGACUCAAACAGGACUGUCUGGAGAACCCCGACUACUGCGUGCUCACCGCCACCGCCAAGGUCAAGCCUAGACGCCUGUCAUUCGGGGGUUUCGGCACUUUGAGGAAGAAACGCCAUGACGAUGGCGAGGAGUACGUGUGUCCCAUGAACGUGGAAAUGCCAAAGAGCAGCAGCUUCCAGGUGGGGGGUCAGAUCUACGAGGAGCCCCUCGACCACCUGGAGCAGAUGGAAGACUCUGAAGGGACCGUGAGACAGAUCGGAGAGUUUUCUGAGGAAAUCAAUAAUCUGACGAGCAUGCUGAAGGAAGAUGAGUUCUUUCACGAGAUAUCUGUCGACGCAGCAGAACACGAUCACAUCUCCGGUGUUUGAUGGAGACGCUUUGUUAGAAACGAUCAAACUGUGCCAACCAGAAUCUAACCCCCCCCCCCACCUUUGUAGUAGACAUGCUAGACCUCCACCCUGACAUUAUUCUCGUCCUUCAGAAGUGCAGCCAUAUCUUUUAUUACAAUAUAUAUUUAUUAAACAUAUAAUGCAUGAAGUGAAAAUGCCAAUGUAUCCUUUUUGAUUAUUCAAGCAUGUGAGUUUCAUUUUGAGUGAAGUAGGCAUACUUGUUAUUUCUCCAUUUUUAUUUUGAGUGUCGUACUCAAGUGCGCGGAGUCAUUUUUCUUGUGGUACGUGAAGUUGUUAUUUUUUCUACAACAGUUUUGGGAUUCUGUAUUAGCUUAGCAUAAAGACUGGAGUGUUGGCUUUCUCUAGUGCUAUAUAUUAACAUGAAUCUCAAGGCUUUUCACCAAACAUAGUUACGUCUUCCUAGAACUGAAAUAAUUAGAGUGGCUGGUAACAGAUGUUUUUCAAUCUGCUUCCAGUCUUUAUGCCAAGCUCAAAAACACCAAGUGUAUUGAUCCUGUUUUUUUUUUGCCACAUGUCUAACUUUCCUUUCAGAUAUUCAUGAUUGAAAGUAAAUAUGAAAUGCCAAAGUCAUUGUUUUUAAAUUUUGAUAAUAAAAACGAGAAACUUA